Molecule: messenger RNA, 3312 nt
Organism: Humulus lupulus (European hop)
Lineage: Eukaryota; Viridiplantae; Streptophyta; Magnoliopsida; Rosales; Cannabaceae
Product: beta-galactosidase 1
Exons: 19
Coding region: 310-2835 (841 amino acids)
Biological process (GO): carbohydrate metabolic process
Cellular component (GO): vacuole; cell wall
Molecular function (GO): carbohydrate binding; beta-galactosidase activity
Source: RefSeq, a predicted model, not a curated record
GCAAAAACCCAUUAAAGCUUCAUACUUAGUUUGAAAACACACCAUUUUCUUCUCUCUCCCAUCUUUUCACUCAAAACAAAAGAGAAGUGGGAAAAAGUGAACUUCAUUCUGGCAAACAAAGACAUAUGCCCAGCUGGGUUUUCUUGUCUCUCUCUCCUUCUCUCUGUUUGUACUACUAAAGGGGGCAUAGAAUAAAGUGACUCAAGAGAAAGAAAAAGAAGAAAAAGAAAAAGAAAUAAUAUUUAUUAAAAAGGUCAUCCAUUUACUUUGGUGGAGCUCAAGUAAGAGGAGGGGAUUUUGGUUCAUGCCAUGAUGGGGUUGAAGCUAGCAAUGUGGAAUGCUUUGCUUCUUGUGGUAUUGUCCCUAUGGGCUUGUUCUGUUGAAGCCUCUGUUUCUUAUGAUUCUAAGGCUAUUGUCGUUAAUGGCCAGAGAAGGAUCCUUAUUUCUGGAUCCAUUCACUAUCCCAGAAGUGCUCCUGAGAUGUGGCCAGAUCUUAUUCAGAAGGCCAAAGAAGGAGGUCUAGAUGUGGUUCAAACUUAUGUUUUCUGGAAUGGGCAUGAACCUUCACAGGGCAACUACUAUUUUGAGGGGAACUAUGAUCUGGUUAAAUUUGUCAAGCUGGUUCAUCAAGCGGGCCUAUUCGUAAAUCUUAGAAUUGGUCCUUAUGUUUGUGCCGAAUGGAAUUUCGGAGGUUUUCCCGUCUGGUUGAAGUACAUUCCGGGUAUUCGAUUUAGAACAGAUAAUGAACCUUUCAAGUAUCACAUGGAAAAAUUCACAAGAAAGAUUGUGAAUAUGAUGAAAGCUGAAAGGCUGUAUGCAACUCAGGGUGGUCCUAUAAUAUUAUCACAGAUUGAAAACGAAUAUGGUCCCAUGGAAUAUGAACUUGGCGCUCCUGGUAAAGCAUACUCUAACUGGGCAGCUCAUAUGGCUGUGGGACUAGGCACCGGUGUGCCUUGGAUCAUGUGUAAGCAAGAUGAUGCUCCUGAUCCUAUUAUCAAUGCCUGCAAUGGAUUCUACUGUGAUUACUUUUCUCCAAACAAGGCUUAUAAACCUAAGAUGUGGACUGAAGCCUGGACUGGCUGGUAUACAGAAUUUGGUGGUGCAGUUCCUUACCGACCAGCUGAAGACUUGGCCUUUGCAGUUGCUAGAUUUAUUCAGAAUGGGGGAGCAUUCAUCAAUUAUUAUAUGUAUCAUGGAGGAACAAAUUUUGGCCGAACUGCCGGUGGUCCUUUCAUUGCUACUAGCUAUGAUUAUGAUGCACCUCUUGAUGAAUAUGGACUAUUGAGGCAACCUAAAUGGGGUCAUUUGAAAGAUUUACAUAGGGCAAUAAAACUGUGUGAACCAGCUUUAGUUUCUGCAGAUCCUACUAUAACACCACUUGGAAAUUAUGCACAGGCUCAUGUAUUUAAGUCAAAAUCUGGAGCAUGUGCUGCAUUCCUUUCAAACUACAACCCAAAAUCAUUUACAAAAGUGUCUUUCGGGAAUAUGCAUUACAAUCUACCUCCUUGGUCUAUUAGCAUUCUUCCAGAUUGCAAAAACACAGUAUAUAACACCGCAAGGGUUGGAGCUCAAAGUGCAACCAUGAAGAUGACCCGUGUUCCUAUUCAUGGAGGAUUUUCUUGGCAAGCAUACAAUGAAGAGACCACCUCUUAUAGUGAUACAUCAUUCACAGUUGUUGGCUUAUUGGAGCAGAUAAAUACCACCAGAGAUGCCUCUGAUUAUCUGUGGUACAUGACAGAUAUCAAGAUUGAUUCCAGUGAAGAAUUUUUGAGGAGCGGAAAUUACCCUGUACUAACGGUCUUGUCAGCUGGCCAUGCAUUGCAUGUUUUUGUCAAUGGUCAACUAGCAGGUACUUCUUAUGGAAGCUUGGAAUUCCCAAAAUUAACAUUCAGUAAGGGUGUGAACUUGAGAGCUGGAAUCAACACAAUUACACUUCUAAGUAUCGCCGUUGGUCUUCCGAAUGUUGGUCCACACUUUGAGACAUGGAAUGCUGGUGUUCUUGGCCCUGUUACUCUAAAUGGUCUCAACGAGGGUAGGAGGGACUUAUCAUGGCAGAAAUGGUCUUACAAGGUUGGUCUUAAAGGAGAAGCCUUGAGUCUUCAUUCACUCACUGGGAGUUCCUCUGUUGAUUGGAUUCAAGGGUCUUUAGUAGCCCGAAAGCAGCCUCUGACAUGGUUUAAAACAAGUUUUGAUGCUCCAAAAGGCUAUGCACCACUAGCUUUGGAUAUGGGCAGCAUGGGCAAAGGUCAAAUAUGGAUUAAUGGCCAAAGUCUUGGCCGCUACUGGCCUUCUUAUAAAGCAUCAGGUAGCUGUGGUGGCUGCGACUAUGCUGGAACAUAUCAUGAGAAGAAAUGCCUAAGUAACUGUGGGGAAGCUUCACAAAGAUGGUAUCAUGUUCCUCAUUCAUGGCUUAAACCAACAGGCAAUUUGUUGGUGGUAUUCGAAGAAUGGGGUGGAGACCCCAAUGGUAUCUUUUUGGAUAGAAGGGAUGUAGAUACUGUAUGUGCUGAUAUCUAUGAGUGGCAGCCAACACUAAUGAAUUGGCAUAUGCAAGCCUCUGGUAAAGUCAAUAAACCUCUGAGGCCUAAAGCCCACUUGUCUUGUGGCGCUGGACAGAAGAUUACAAAGAUAAAGUUUGCUAGCUUUGGAACACCAGAAGGUGCUUGUGGAAGCUUCCACGAGGGAGCCUGUCAUGCUCACAACUCAUAUGAUGCCUUUGAAAGGCUUUGCAUUGGUCAGAACGCAUGCUCGGUUACUGUAGCACCAGAGAUGUUUGGAGGUGAUCCAUGUCCUAGUGUAAUGAAGAAACUCUCCGUGGAGGCCGUAUGCAGUUGAUUAAGCAAAAGGUCUCUCGCAUUGUUUUCGUUCAUGCUCGCAUAUAGCAAUUUCAGUUAAUUUUUGGGUACGUUUAAUAUUCUAUACAUGUAAGUCAGCUGCAACCAUUCGUUGGCUUUCUCCUUGGUGAAGUUGUACAAAAGAAAAUACAACACACCACAUGGUCGAAUGCCUAAAGAGCUCUUCAAGAUGAUUGUGAGUAAGCAAUAUGUACAUAACUAGCUCUCGUUUCAAUUGGUUCCUGCAUGUUAUACAAUGGGGGAAGAAAAUUGUGGGGUCAGUUGCACAUUGAGAUGACACUGAUGAGAGUCCAUGUGCACAUUUUUUCUUUUAUAGUUUAAUUUGAUGAUGGAAGCUUCUGGCUUCCAGUAGUAAGCUUAAGGUUUCUCUUCUUUAUGUGUAACUUGGGAGCAAUUGUUUCAUUGCUUGUUCUUGUAGAAAUGUUUCAACGAGUAAAAAUUUCAAGUUUAUUAUUCA